Molecule: messenger RNA, 1557 nt
Organism: Daldinia decipiens
Lineage: Eukaryota; Fungi; Ascomycota; Sordariomycetes; Xylariales; Hypoxylaceae
Product: putative maltose permease
Exons: 2
Coding region: 1-1557 (518 amino acids)
Biological process (GO): transmembrane transport; carbohydrate transport
Cellular component (GO): membrane
Molecular function (GO): carbohydrate:proton symporter activity
Source: RefSeq, a predicted model, not a curated record
AUGAUCGCGCAAAGCGACGAGCCGUCAAAGCUGGGCGUCGCCGAUGAUGUUGCGUUGGCUGAGGCCGUGCGACGCGAGCAUGGCUUGACGUUCUGGGAGGCAGUGAAACUAUACCCGACCGCUGUCGGCUGGUCGGCGUUCGUCUCGAUAGGUGUAAUCAUGUUGGCUUUUGAUCCUCAGAUCGUUGGGAAUAUGUUUGCCAUGCCCCAAUUCCAAAAGGACUUUGGGUUUGAGCUUGACGGUGAAUAUGUCAUCUCGGCCGCGUGGCAAACUGGUCUGUCGCUGGGGAAUCCCAUCGGACAAGUCGUUGGCGCAUUGUUCUCGGCCUAUCCCUUGGAGUUGUUCGGCCGCAAGUGGACUUUUUUCGGUUGCAUCCUCCUGACGGCAUGUCUCGUCUUCAUCCAAUUCUUCGCGCGCUCCCUGCAGGCCCUACUUGUAGGAGAACUGCUGGGCGGGCUCGUGCUGGGAUGCUUCGUCGUUAUCGGCCCAACUUACGCCUCUGAGGUCUGUCCCAUGGCACUCCGUGGAUUCCUGACCAGCUACACCAAUCUUUGCUUCGUUACGGGGCAACUUCUCGGAAAUGGGAUUACGGCUGGAACGGCCUCGAUCGAAAACCAUUGGGCGUAUAGUAUACCAUUCGCGCUGCAAUGGUUCUGGGUUGUGGUCAUCAUCCCCGGAAUCUUCUUCAUCCCAGAGUCGCCGUGGUGGCUGGUGCGAAAAGGUAGAAUAGAGGAUGCCAGGGACGCGCUGCGCCGAUUAUCAUCCUCAAAAGUAAACGUCGACGCCACAUUGGCCGUCAUCGCCGAAACAGAUCGACUCGAGCUGGAGAUGGAAGCAGGCAGUACUUACCUAGACACUAUAAAAGGAAUAAAUCUACGGCGGACCGAGAUCUCUACCGGCGUGUAUACGACGCAGGUCCUGAGCGGCAUCUACUUGAUUAACUACGGGACUUAUUUCUUUGAGCAGGCAGGACUGCCGACUCAAGAUGCAUUUUAUAUGGGCAUUGGGUUUUUGGGUGUGGGUUGGGUCUGCACUGUGCUAUCCUGGUUCCUCAUGGCUCGCUUCGGCCGAAGACGCAUAUUUAAUAUCGGAUUGUCUGUUCUUAUCCUUCUAAUGUUCAUAAUCGGUAUCCUGGACAGCAUCCCUGGUCGACCUUCGGGUGUAGCUUGGGCCGAAAGCUCGCUCAUGCUGAUUUGGAACGGUGUAUACGACCUGUCGGUCGGACCUAUCACCUUUGUGAUUUUAGGAGAGUGUUCCGCCACUCGUGUCCGAUCCAAGACGAUUGCGGUGGCUACAGCGAUACAAGCCGUCUUUGGGAUCGCAAUGACGGUUGCCAUUCCAUAUAUGAUCAACCCAGCAGAGGCGAACAUGCAGGGUAAAUUGGGAUAUUUCUUUGGUGGGUUGGGAAUUCUCUGUCUGGUUUGGUCCUACUUUCGGAUCCCCGAAACGAAAGGGAGAACGUACGAAGAGCUGGAUAUUUUGUUCGAUAGGAAGGUUCCUGCUAGGCAGUUCAAGGGAUAUCAAGUGGAUGUUACUGCUGUACCGGGCGAGAGCUGA